GUUAAUGGCGACCAUGCAAUGAUGGAAGACGUUUCUGCAACUCAAAACCAUACUGUUCAACUAGGUCUUCCUUCUGGAGGAAUUAGUAUUAAUAGUAAACAAAACCAAGAAGAUCACAAUCAAAGGCCUCACUAUUCCAUCCCAGGAAUCCUCCAUUUUAUUCAGCAUGAAUGGGCAAGGUUUGAAAUGGAACGAGCCCAAUGGGAAGUUGAAAGGGCUGAACUUCAAGCUCGAAUAGCAUUUCUGCAAGGCGAAAGAAAGGGCCAAGAAAACUUAAAAAAUGAUUUAAUAAGAAGGAUAAAAAUGUUGGAGUAUGCUCUAAAACAAGAAAGAGUCAAGUUUCACAAACUAAAGUAUGGGACAGAUCCAAAUUUCAGUGACCUGAAAGCUCCAAUAUUUGAUGAUAUUGAUGAACCUGUUGAUGGGGAUCCCUUAAUCACUAGCAAUAGCAAUGUCUCUUGGCGAGAAGGACGACAGUUACUUAGGCGUUAUUUGCAAGAAAUUGGUUACACAGACACUAUUAUUGAUGUUCGAUCUGCUCGUGUACGCACCUUAUUAGGCCUGUCUUCUAAUGCUGAAAAUGAUGAAAAAAGUUUAGCAUCUGUUUUAAAUGGAGAGCAAAUGAAAAGGUCCAGUGAUACACAGAUUAGAAGAGUGAAAAUGGUUAGCUGUGCAAGUCAGAAUUCUAGAAUGCUUAUGGAUGCUGAACAAUCUGUUUUAGAUACAUUUGAUUUCCUAUCUUCUGAAAAUGUGGACAUGGAUGAUGAAGAUGACAAUUUGAGUGAUGAAAUGGAUGAUGCAUGUUCUGCUGAUGAAGAAGAAAAUGAAAGAGUUGAAAAGAAAGUUAAACCAAAACCAAAGGGGCCAAAUGAUGCAAUGCCAUCUAGAAAUGAAGAUGGCAUAGGGGAAGGUUCUACUGAAGAAGCUCUUGCAGAAUUUGACUUUCUUGGUGCUGGAGAUGCGCCUGAUCAUAGGAAACAAGAUGAAAAUUCCGAAUGGGGUGUUCAGAAAAGCUUAGCUUUUCCCCCUGGUUCUAGAAGACCAUUGCUUGGUGCUCCUGGAAAUGAAGAUGAUACUUUAGAAGCUGCAUUAGGACUUGGUGAAUUGGCCAGUCUAACAGUCAACAAUGAAGCAGAUACUAGUUAUGACAUAUCUUCAGCAAAGGAAGCAUUUAGGAAAACAUGGAAUGCAAAAUACACCCUCAGAAGUCACUUUGAUGGGGUAAGAGCUCUAGCAUUUCAUCCUGUUGAACCAGUGCUAAUAACAGCCUCUGAAGAUCAUACUUUAAAAUUGUGGAACUUGCAGAAAACAGUUCCUGCAAAGAAGACAGCAUCACUGGAUGUUGAACCUGUGUAUACUUUUAGAGCACAUGUGGGGCCUGUUUUGUGUCUUGCAUUAAGUACAUCAGGAGAUCAAUGUUUUAGUGGUGGAAUGGAUGGUACUAUUAGAUGUUGGAAUGUUCCUAGUUCUUUAAGUGAUCCAUAUGACUCAUUUGAUCCCAGUGUUUUGACUGCAACGCUUAAAGGUCAUACAGAUGCUGUAUGGGGCCUCUCAAUCCAUAGCUCAAAGGUACAACUUCUUUCUUGCUCAGCUGAUGGUACAGUCAGAUUAUGGUCUCCUCAAUGCAAAGUUCCACUGCUUCAUACAUAUGGUUCAGAUGUUGCUGAUGGGUCACCAACAUCUGUAGACUUUCUACGAUGUGACAUGACGCAGAUGGUUGCUGCAUAUACAUCUUCAAACUCUGUUAUAUUUGAUUUGGAAACUGGAAAACCUGUCAUUCGUCUAGACAGUAAUCAAACUCCAGAUGCAAGUCCUUUAGGCAAACAAAUUAACUGUAUUGUGUGUCACCCUACUCUGCCCCUUACUGUUACUGCUCAUGAAGAUAGACACAUACGAUUUUUUGACAACAACACAGGUAAAAUGAUCCACUCAAUGGUAGCGCACUUAGAUGCUGUCACAAGUCUUGCCAUUGAUCCUAAUGGUUUAUAUUUAUUAUCUGGAAGUCAUGACUGCUCAAUUCGUUUGUGGAAUAUGGAUAACAAAACAUGUGUGCAAGAAAUAACGUCUCACCGAAAGAAAUUUGAUGAAGCAAUUUUCGAUGUAGCUUUUCACCCUUCCAAACCCUACAUUGCUAGUGCCGGGGCUGAUGCUCUUGCAAAAGUAUUUGUAUGAAAGUACCUCGAGCAUCUUAAAGAGACUGAAAGCUGAUGGCAUUGGCUGCUAACAUUUCCAGCCAGCAUUUCAGCCCAGAGACCAAUGAACUGUCACUUACACUACUAUUUAUUUAUGUAGAGCUGAACAGGGUCUUGGCAUUGUUUGCUGGAACGUUGUUCGAUAUCAAUCCCCCUUCAUUUUAAGUUUAGUGGUAUUUGAUUGUAAUGCCUAUUUACAAAACAAUCAAUCAUUUCUUACGCUUGACAUUGCACAUGUCUUAUAAAAAGGAAAAUACUGGGUAUGUAAAUGAGCCAAAUUUUUGCUGUGUUUUAACACUUCAUGAUUUGAAAUUUAAGCUAACUCCACUUACUAUGAAACGCAAUUAUAUACAAAUACUCACUUUUUUAAUGUGUCAAAUGUGAGCAAUAUUUUGAAUUUGAACUUGGUUCUCUGGCUUUUAUUAUCCCAAUUUUCCCUUUAAUUUAUGUAUAAAAUUUGCCUCUGUAAAUAAAUGAGUAAAUGUGAAGAAUAAUUAACUAGCAUAUAGGGGAUUCAAUAGCUUGCCUUUCAUCAAAUAGUAGUGUAGGUAGAAUAUGUUGAUUGAACAUCAGGAACAGCAAAUUAUAUACAUCAGCUGCACAUUCAAGUGAUUAUAAAUGCACUACUGCUUUAAGCAGCACACAAGAUGGAUUCUUGAUGUUGUGAAAGUGAUAGUGUUGUACAGUGUACAAAGUUACAUUCAGGAUCUUUUCAAGGCAUUUUUUAAUUAUUGUUAUUUAUCCUCGAACUUAAAAGCUGCAUUUAUGGAAGUCCGAAAUCAUAACUAGUAGAAACAAAUAUUUAUAUUUAUGUUCAACAAUUGUGACUGUUCUGAUGAUUGUGAAAUUGCCUUAGAGCAGCUUUAGGUGUACAGUAAAAACAUUUAGAACUGAAGGCUGUUGUUAUUUACAGUAUCAAAGCCAUAGCAAAGUUAUCAGUGGAAAAAUGUUGCUGUAACCUUACUUUUGCAGCUAUGAGCAGUGAUAGAUCAUGUUUAGCAUUGAAGAUACAGCAUUUUGAGUCCUGAAAAUUUUAUGCUAUAAAACUAGGCUUUGUGCUUCCUUUUAUAAUAAAUCCAAGAGCAAAGAAGUGUUGUUUAAAAAUUCAGCAUGUUUGUAAAAAUCUAUAUUUAUGAGAAAAACCUUUUCUACUAAUAAAAGUGUGCAUGAAUAUUAUAAAACAUGCCAUCAGAAGCCUAAAUUCAUUUCAUUAUCAUAUUUUAAUCCAUAGUUUGUAUUUUAAUUUUUAUGCGCGGCUGAAAACUAACACUACAUUUUUUAAAAACGUGUGUAAGAGUGGUUCUGCUCUCAAGUGUAACCUGUUCCUUUGCAUACUUCAUUACUAAAUAUAUGUUUUCAUGUACUUCUAAAAUAAUUUUAGAUGAAUGUUACAAAUAUAUCAGCAAUAAACAACAUGAAAGUUUAUUUUUUAGCUUUUAUGUUUUAAAUUAGAUCUACAUGGCCAACUCUGUUGGAUUUUUUAUUGAAUAUCUUCCCAUUCUGCAACAAUUUUAAAACUGUAUGUAGUUUUUAUUGUGUCUUUGAAAAAAUUUCCCAUGAGAAGGAAAAUUUCAAAAAACAUUGUUGUAUCAAAUGUUUGAUUUUAACUUGAACAUGUCUUAAAACUGAAUGCUUAUGAUUUUCAAAUGCUUUCAAGUUCAAAAUUGAAACUUAAUUGUUUCUAAUUAGGAUAACUUCAAGAUAGCUUACAAAGUAUACUCUGAUUAUGUUUUAAAUACACGAGUUGUGCAAGUUUGUGAAAGCACUUUUUAUCCUCCAGUUUGCAACAAAAUUGCAAAUCCGUGAUUUAAGGGCAUAAAAAGCUGAUUUUUUUUUUUUUAUUUAAGUAUGUAAUUUUUUGUUUUGUGUUUGAUUUUCUUCAGAUUUAGUGAAGAUAUGCAUGUCAGUAAUAUAUGACUUACAUUUAUUUCACUGUAGAAGCUGAUUUUGGUGAUAAUUAAAUCAAUUACUUUUAUUCAAUUGCUAUCAUCAGUUAAAGCAUUGAAAUUCCAGUAUACCUCCUCCAAAUUUAAGUAGUCUUAACUAACAAACAAAAAUGAAUGAUUUGCUCAAAGGUUAUAUUAAAAAGUUAAGAGAUGCUUAAAUUUGUAUUGAAGUUUUUCCAGCGAUCAGAACAUUGUCCAAUUUGGCAUUAAUUCACUGUUGGAUUAAAAUGACCUUGAAAUUGUUUCUGUUGGAGACAAAUAGAGAUUCACCUCCAGAUACCUUCAAUGAGAAAUGUCUGAUAAUGUUUGGGGGUUUGUCCUCAGAAAUAAUUUACCUCUAUAAGUUGUAAAACAUCAUUUAAAACUUCGAGUUUUUAUCAGAAUAACCUGGAAGCAGAAGCAUGAGAAAGAAAAUGAUUUUUCUCCCAGAUAAAAAUUUUUCUGCUGUAAAAUAAGUUUUCUAAGCUUUCAGUUUUGCCCUUUUUUUUCAUCAUAAAUAUUUAAUUAUGUAAAUUACAUUGGUGGCAUAAUGUAUAUAAUCAUUUUUUUGAUGCGUAAGCUUAAAAAAAAUAUUUACAGCACUAAAAUUAAUCUUAAAUUAAUGAAGGUAACCAUGAAGUUAAUUAUUUAUUAAAUUUCUUUUCAAAGACUUAGUUUUUAAUGCACCUUCUCCUGUUUACAUCUGUUCAUACACUUCUAUAUGCUUUUCAUUAUGUAAAACUUUCAGAAUGGAACUUCUGGACCUUUUCUCUACCCCUGUCUGUGCAGACUACUUUGAUUACAUGUAUGAUUUAUAUGUUCCAAUUAUGACCCAGUGCAAAAAAGUGGUAUAGACUAUGUUUAGCUUUUGCCAGGAACUAAUGUGAACUAUUUGAAUUAUUUUCAAUUAUGAGUAUUUUUAAUUUUAACUGGUUAACUAGACCUGAACUAGAAAAGAAAAAAAAACCUUUACAUAUAAAUGAAUAUUAUAUUCAUAUUGUAAAUCUAAAAAUAAAAUUUUCGUACAGUUAUUGAUGUAUGUUUUAUAACUUUUUUAAGCUCUAUUUUUUUUUUUUUCAAUUAAAUAGACAAUUAGAUCAGAACACUUUUUGUUGUUGUUGUUUUGUGAAGGUUUUGUUUUUUAAUUCCAUUCAUGUCUUAAAUUUUUUUAUUGCAGCCUGCAACACAGAUUAAGUUGCAUAGAACUGUUUUAUGCACUUACAAAAUUAAAAGUUAUCCUAGAAGACCAAAAACUACUUUUUAUGUUAUAUUUAUGAAGAAAAUAUUUUACUAACAAGCAAGUUUACUCCUUAAUUGAGACACAUGCAAUUUGACACACAACACAAGCACAGUAUAGUCAUAACUUUAUUUCCUCGGAUAACAAAAUUGUAAUCAUAAUUCAGUUAUAUUGUAAUAGACUACAAGCCUGUAACAUAUAUAUUUCAUUUAUUUGUAGGCAGGUAUGUAUCUAUUAUUUAAAUUAACUAUUUUAAAAAUUUUACAUGCAAACAAAAUAUAAAGAUCAACUAUUUGUGUAUCUGAUAAGUUAGCAAUAUAGACAUUUUAUGUUUGAUAUUAUUUGUAAGUUGUUGUUUAAAAGUAUAUUUUAAAUGGAUAGUGCUACAUUGUUGUUUUUAAAACUUUUGAUUUUAUAAUUAGAGUUGUAAUUUCAAAAUGUUGCUUUAGACUUAGGUUACUAUUCUAAAGUAAAAAUUACAUUUACAGUUCAGCAUCAUAUAUUAAUUAGUAAAUACUGUUUGUUUUUUGAUAAUUGAUUUUAACUACAAUUAAAAUAAUAGCUGGCUAACUUUAUCUUAUGUUAUCAAUUUUAAAAUGCUUGUGUAUCUUCUCUUGCUGCUUUAUAUUAUUUAUGCAGACACAUAAAAAAUAAUAUUAUAUACCUACAAUACCCUUAAAGCUCACUAUGUGAGUACAGUGAAUGAUUCCUGUUGAAUUUUUUAAGGAAAUUAUUCAAGAAAGUUGCUUGGAGGAAAGGGACAUAGGAAUCUGAACGCAGCUACAAACCAUCUUAGUAAUUAUAUUGUAAUAUAUGACUUAGCUCUCUGUAUGUACUUGAAAUAAAUGUAAU
Messenger RNA from Uloborus diversus, 6206 nucleotides. RefSeq names its product striatin-3-like (gene Cka). Gene Ontology annotation, molecular function: protein binding. The record is from RefSeq and is a predicted model, not a curated record. Bases 19 to 2172 code for a protein of 717 amino acids. The transcript is spliced from 18 exons. NCBI's taxonomy places the organism in Eukaryota, Metazoa, Arthropoda, Arachnida, Araneae, Uloboridae.